Messenger RNA from Exophiala xenobiotica, 2001 nucleotides. RefSeq lists its product as uncharacterized. Gene Ontology annotation, molecular function: catalase activity; heme binding. The coding region runs from base 337 to 1866 and encodes 509 amino acids. NCBI's taxonomy places the organism in Eukaryota, Fungi, Ascomycota, Eurotiomycetes, Chaetothyriales, Herpotrichiellaceae. The transcript is spliced from 5 exons. Gene Ontology annotation, cellular component: peroxisome; mitochondrion; cytoplasm. The record is from RefSeq and is a predicted model, not a curated record. Gene Ontology annotation, biological process: response to hydrogen peroxide; hydrogen peroxide catabolic process.
ACUCACUGAGCUUAGCCUCAGCUUCAGCCUCGGCCUCUCCAUGUCAUGACUGCGCGUUGUUCGAUGUUGUGUAAGUGGUCGGCAAGUCCGAGCAAUGUCGCACUCGCGUCAUGGCGUUUUUAUCGUACAUCCUUUGGUACACUGUCUGCAGAGGGAAGUGGCUUCCGGAAGCAAACUCCAUUCUGAUUUCAUCAUGACCUUGAGCCGGAUCAGUGAUCCUACGCCACUUUCAAACACCAUACUUGGGGAUUCCCAUAAUCUGGCUAUAUUGACUCGUGUGAGGGAAAAAAGACUUUGAUCCAGAAAGCGCGGAACCCCAAGACUACCAAGCCCGUCAUGUCAGAUUCAACGGAGCCUCCGGUCUACACUCUCGCAGAGGGAAGGCCGGUCAAUGAUCCAACCUCUUCAGUGGUCCUGCGCGGACCGAAGGUUCGCGGUGGCGGCCUCGCCUUGCUCGAGGAUACGCAACUGAUCGAGACCUUGGCUCAUUUCCCUCGGGAGAGGAUUCCAGAAAGAGUCGUCCAUGCGAAAGCCGCUGGGGCUUGGGGAGAAUUCGAAUGCACCCAUGACGUGACGGAUUGGUGUUCGGCAGCGUUCCUCAGCACAGUUGGCAAGAAGACGGAGGUCCUAGCUCGGCUGUCGACCGUUGCUGGAGAGAAGGGGUCUUCCGACACGGCGAGAGACAUUCGAGGAUUCGCGCUAAAAUUCAAGACCGAGGAAGGUAACUGGGACUUCGUAGGCAACGACCUGCCCGUUUUCUUCAUCAGGGAUCCGAUAAAAUUCCCCAGCCUGAACCGGUCACAUAAACGACACCCGCAGACUGGGGUCGCGGAUGCAAGUAUGUUCUGGGACUUCCAUAAUCACAACCAGGAAGGAGUGCAUUGUCUGAUGCAGCUCUUCGGCGGACGCGGUGUGCCCGCUUCCCUCCGUAACGUCAACGGCUUCGGCAACCACACGUUCAAGUUUGGCAAGCCCAAGGACGGCAGCUUCAAAUACGUCAAGAUCCAUUUCAAACCGGACGCCGGCAUCCAAACCCUAUCACAGGAGGAUGCGGUGCGCCUAGCCGGCGAGGAACCGGACUACCACGUCAAGGAUAUGUUCAAUGCGAUCGAGCGAGGCAAUUUCCCUACAUGGACAAUGUCGUUGCAGGUUAUGGACCCCAAGGACGCAGAGACGUACCGCUGGAACAUCUUCGACAUCACAAAGGUCUGGCCGCACGAGGACUAUCCGCUGAUCCCCGUCGGCAAGUUGACCUUGAAUCGCAACCCCGAGAACCACUUCCAGGAGAUCGAGCAGGCCGCCUUUUCGCCGUCCAACCUGGUCCCAGGCAUCGGUCCUUCCGCCGACACCAUGUUGCACGCACGAAUGUUCAGCUACCCGGACGCCGCGCGGUACCGUGUGGGACCGAAUUAUCAGCAGUUGCCCCCGAAUCGGGCGUUGAGAGUGUACUCGCCCUACCAACGCGACGGUCCCAUGAGGUUGGACGGGAACUACGGGUCCGAUCCGGAUUAUGUUCGCUCCUCGUUCCGCAAGAUCAGAAGUGGUCCCGCGGAUGUCGCGCAUGACGAAUGGGUCGGCCGGGUCCAAGCAUAUUCUUCCGACGUGACCGAGGAAGACUUCGAGCAGCCACGUAUGCUGUGGAAGAUUUUCAAGGACACGGGCGAGGACAAGGAAUUCCUACAUAACCUGUCCGGACAUGUUGGUAAAGCUUUGCCGGAGGUGCAGAAGGAUACGAUCGAAAUGUGGAGGAGAGUCGAUGAGGAGAUCGCACAGCGUCUGGCAGAUGCACUCCAGAAGGGCAACCAACGUGCCGACCACGAUAAGGCGCCACCGACGCAGGUCGCUUUGGCUGCGCAUCGAAGAUAGAAUAUGCACCAGCGCGAAUAACCACAGGCAAUAUAUUGUAGUAGUCCGAAAGAUAGAAUGGGCAUUGUGCACAGCACGAUGAUCGCAAGCCACAGCGGUAAUGCAAGAGUUUUAGAGACAGUCCGAGAAUAACCG